ACCCCCGAGAGUGCUGCCAGGGUCCAUCCGGGGAGGAGCGACGCGGUGCGGGGCGGCGCUGCCUCCCUUCCUACCCCGGCCCGGACCGCAGGAGCGGCCAGAACGGCGGGAAAGCACGGGAGGAGCGGCGGGAUGGACGAGAAGACAUGGAAGAACAAAAUCAACGAGGCCAACAAGAUGGCCCUGCUGGCCUGGGAGAAGGAGACGGGCAUCGAGCUGGUGCAGAUCAACGGGCAGAGGCGCUACGGGGGCCCUCCCCCAGGCUGGGUGGGCGGCCCGCCGCCGGCCGGCACCGAGGUGUACAUCGCCAGGCUGCCGCAGGACAUCUAUGAGGACACGCUGCUGCCGCUGUUCGGGAGCGUGGGGCGGCUCUACGAGUUCCGCCUGAUGAUGACGUUCAGCGGGAUGAACCGCGGCUUCGCCUACGCCCGCUACGCGUGCCGGCAGGACGCGCGCCGCGCCAUCGCCACCUUCCACCGCUUCCAGCUGCGCCGCGGCUGCGCCAUCGUCGUCUGCUGGAGCACGCAGAAGCGCGAGCUGCUCGUCAGCGGCCUGGGCGCCUCGGUGAGCCAGCAGAAGCUGGAGGCCACCCUGCAGAGGGUCACCGAGGGCAUCUGUAGCGUCACCCUGCACGCCAGCCCCUCCCAGAAACAGGCCAAGCUCGCAGUACUGAAGUACAGGUCGCACCAGGCUGCUGCCCUGGCCAAGAAAGCUCUGAUGGAAGGGACCCUGAGGCUCGGGAAAGCAAAGAUGACGGUGGAAUGGCUGAAUCCCCAGCUGAAGCAGAAGCUGCAGCUCUGUGAGGAGGAGCCACCAUCCAGCUGGGUGCAGGGAGGUGAGAGCCCAGCAGUGCCCCCGCUUCCGUCGCUGCAGAACGUGCUGGACUGCCUGAACGCGCUGUGCUGGAAGCAUCACCUGAGGACACCCCUGAUCAGGACCAAGUGUGUCCAGGUGAACCCCAACGGGUGGCAGCGCUUCUGGUACCAAGUGGCCAUCCCGGGGUCCCAGGUGCCCAUCAGUGGCUUCAUGUGGAUCUCACCAGACAGGCAGGGCCAGAGCGAGCACGAGAAGGCCAAGGUGGUGGCAGCCCUGUACGUUCUGCGGGCGUUGGCUGAGUCCUUGGGUGCCAGCUGAAGUAGCAGCUGCUCUACCACAGCCACGACUGAGCCCCAGCCCUGCUGGGCUCCUGGCCGUGUUCCAGCAUUCCUUGGAGUUAUUUGCAUCAGUUUUGAGAGCUGGCUCUGGAGGAUAAGGGCUGCUGUCCUGUUCCACGGCAGCCACCACGUCCCCGGGCAGCCCUCGAGUUGGUUCUAGUUUUGGGUUGUUGGUUUUCCUGUUGCCAAGUUUGGCUGUUAAGCUGGUUGGUGUGGUGGAGGGCAGGUCCGGGAGAAGCAGCAGCAGCUCUUGGAGGGGCUGUGCCAGGCCUGGAUGCCAGUGUGAUGGAGAGAAUUCCUCCACUGGCAUUCCUGAGGAGCAGCCUCAGGGGAGAACAAGGCCAGCACAGAGAGAGUCCCAGGGGUCACAGAUGUUCUGUGAGCUGCUGGAGCUGCUGUGUGGGGAGAGGAGUGCCCUUAACCUGUUUGCAUAGUGAGGGAGCAGCUGUGGAGUUGGCAGCUGUCCCUGAGUGAUCCCUCAGCAGUGGCAGCUCUGGCCACGUGCUGUUCUUUUGGCAUUAAAGAGUUCUGGAGAGCACCAGCUCAGUCAUGUCAUCUUUUCCUCCUGCAGCCUCAGCUCCCUGCGUGUCCACUGCAUCUCAGUGCUCUCCCCACACACCAGGAAAGGGACAGGGUGGGAUCUAGAGCCUGGUGAGCCCAUUGUGUGGGAAGCAGCAUUCCCUAACACCUUGAUCUUUGUUGUCUUCUACUCACUGGGCUCUUUCUCACCAGCUUUUGAUACUCCUCAGGCUCCUCCAAGUGCCUCCUGAUGUCUCCAUGUUUUUUUGUGGUCCUCUGAGAUAUCUGGGAGCACCUUGUUGGAGGUUUUUCCUUUUGUUUUUCUCUG
Messenger RNA from Zonotrichia leucophrys gambelii, 2001 nucleotides. It is a transcript of the gene DND1, whose product is annotated as DND microRNA-mediated repression inhibitor 1. The record is from RefSeq and is a predicted model, not a curated record. Gene Ontology annotation, molecular function: mRNA binding. The transcript is spliced from 5 exons. Gene Ontology annotation, cellular component: cytoplasm; nucleus. NCBI's taxonomy places the organism in Eukaryota, Metazoa, Chordata, Aves, Passeriformes, Passerellidae. Bases 133 to 1134 code for a protein of 333 amino acids. Gene Ontology annotation, biological process: negative regulation of miRNA-mediated gene silencing; mRNA stabilization.